AUGAUUAUUGCGGACGAGUUCGAGCAGAACCACAAGGAGCUGGUCAGGCCUAAGGCGGAGUACAUCGAGCUCGACUGGCUGGACUACCGCAGGGAGUGGAUCCGGAAGAAGUGCAACGUGGCGCUGGACGAGGUGCCGCGGUGGCUCAGGGGGCUCUACUUUGGCGGCGCCGCCAUUCUCAUCUUUGUCAGCCAGAUCUUCCUCUGGAGGUCCAGCAAGUGCUUCGGCGAGUUCUCUGUGACCGAGGACGUCAGCGACCUCAAGUGGUUUGGACAUGGUGGUCUCAUCCUCCUGUGGGGCCUCGUCGGUCUCGUCGCCGCGGCGCUGAGCUACGCGGGCCUCUUGGCGUACAGCGCCUGGCUCGGGAGGAGGAACCGCGAGCUGGUCGCCUCCGCGGCUGCCGAGCUCGUGGCGCAGGAGGCGGGCUGGAAGGCCAGCCGUCUCCGCGAGGCGCGCGAGGCGUGCGAGGAGGCGCCGUUGGCGCAGCCAGCGGAGCAGCCAGGCACUGGCGCGGACCCCGAGGGCGCGCCCGGAGGGAGGUCGCCCACCCUGCUGACGGCGCGGGGAGGCCCCGGCGGAGACCUCAAGCAGGACAAGGACGCCGGCGGCAACGACCUCGGGCUCGGCACUGCGGCAAUCACCGGCGUCGGCCUCGGGCUGUCCGCAGCCGUCUAA
Prorocentrum cordatum is the source of this 675-nucleotide messenger RNA. The record is from the annotation of a GenBank genome assembly. NCBI's taxonomy places the organism in Eukaryota, Dinophyceae, Prorocentrales, Prorocentraceae.